This is a messenger RNA of Geodia barretti, 2134 nucleotides long. NCBI's taxonomy places the organism in Eukaryota, Metazoa, Porifera, Demospongiae, Tetractinellida, Geodiidae. The record is from the annotation of a GenBank genome assembly.
CGCGCGCCGCUGAAUUACGAGCCACGCCUACUACUUUAGUACAAGGGUCGUCUUCAGAUCCGCAGAAUGGCGGCCGGUUUGCGGAAACAGAAGAAGUACAACUGGAAGGAGACGAACCUCUCCCUGUUCGGCUCAGACUUGGAGAAAAAGAUCAAGGAGGCUAGUGCCCAUGGCGAGGAAGCAUGGAAAGGAGCAGGUGCAGAAGUCGGCUUGCAGAUAUGGAGAAUUGUCAAAUUCAAGGUGACCCACUGGCCCAAAGGUGACUAUGGAAAAUUCUAUAACGGCGACUCUUACAUUAUCUUGAACACCUACAAAAGGGAUCCCUCUAGUGAGGCCCUAUCGUGGGAUGUUCAUUUCUGGAUUGGCAAGUACUCUACCCAGGACGAAUAUGGUACGGCAGCUUAUAAGACGGUGGAGCUGGACCACUUUCUAAAGGAUGCUGCAGUUCAACAUAGAGAGGUACAGGGGAACGAGUCUCAACGGUUCAGAUCCUACUUUGAUCACAUUGUCACCUGGAAGGGAGGAGCUGAUUCAGGCUUCAACCACGUGGAACCUGAGAAGUAUACUCCACGACUUCUUCACAUCAAGGGGAAGAAGGAUAAUGUGCGAAUUGAGGAGAAGCAGUUGAAGAGAAAAUACAUCAACUCGGGUGAUGUUUUCGUCUUGGAUCUCGGUCUGAAAAUAAUCCAGUGGAAUGGCAAAGAGUCCAACAAAGACGAGAGAAUUGUGGCUGCAUCUUUUAUGACCUCACUAAAGACUGAUCGUGGGGGCCGACCUGCACUGGAGACAGUAGAUGAGCAGGGUUUGAGUGAAAACCAUGAAUUCUACAAGAAACUUUGGGUAGGGCUGUUUGGGUCAAAGAAGACCAAAUCAGCAGAAGCGGGUGGAACAGAUGAAGAUGUGAAGGCUGUAGAGAAAGUUCUUCACAUGAUUCAUGAGAAGAAAGAUCACCAACUUUCUUUCAAGCAGGUUGCCUCUGGUUUCAUUAGUCGAGGCUACCUUGACCCCACUGAUGUAUUUGUGUUGGACACGGGGCUCCAUGUGUUUGUAUGGGUAGGAAAGGAGGCUACAUCACAUGAGAAAGGUGGAGGACUGGUCAUUGCUCAUGAGUAUGUGAAGACUAGCAAGCAUCCCUUCCUGCCCAUCACGAGAGUGGCUCAGGGACAGUCUCUGGAGGCAUUUGAGAGUACUUUUGAUGAUAGAGCAGAGAUUGGAAGCAAUAUUCAAGGCAAAGGAGAUUGUGUUAUACUGUAGCAAAAACUAUUAGCAGUUGGUACGAAAUUUUGUUGGAUACCAUAAAAAAAUUUAUGCGGAUGCAAUGGCGUCUGCUAAGUGCCUCGUACCUGUGGAUACAUUUCGGCAAAAGUACGCGUCAGACUCUGCCGGCGGCUCGAGAGCAGUGUUUAUACUCGGAUCAUUAGCCAGUUUGCCUUCCGAGGACGUGGUUUGCCGACGAUCCAUUACACUGAGCGACGAGGACAAGAACACGUUCUCCAAGACCCUCGCCCUCCCACCAGACCGCUGGACUGAUCUGGACGCGAUUCUAGCGAGAUACUCACAGGACAAGGAAGUGAGCUUUGGCCCUCGCGUAAUUUACGCGACAGGGAACGACAUAUCCUGUGUGUCCGUACUGGCAAAGCUGAGGGAGUUUCUGAAAUCAUCUACCGACAAAGAUGGAGCUGUUAUCCACUACUUUGGGAACGGGAGGAAGUUUCGAGGUGACUGGUGUUUCAGUGAUGGCUACAUUACCUUCCAAGACCUGAUGGAUGUGUACAUGGAGACUUAUCGUGGACGUGUUCUCACUGUCGUCAGUGACUGCAGUCACUCGGGGAGCUGGGUGAAACAGUGUUACCAGUUCAUGGACGGACAAGGAAUUAUCCCAUGUGGGCAUCACGCAAUUGAAAAAGGGGUUCUCGUCAAGUUUUUGCUUCCUGCAAAUCACACCAGAGAGCCAAUGUUUUGGAUACUCACUGAUUGCAUGUUCAAUGAUAAAAUAUGCUGGUUGCACCAAUUCAGAAUUUUCGAAAAUUGGAGAACACACUCGGCAGUUGGGCGAGAUUUUACACAGCGUAGGCUCUGUAGGCAAAUAAUAAGUGGAUGACACGUGUGGACAGGACUGUUCUAUGACCUGGCA